Molecule: messenger RNA, 4352 nt
Organism: Salvelinus fontinalis (brook trout)
Lineage: Eukaryota; Metazoa; Chordata; Actinopteri; Salmoniformes; Salmonidae
Product: trichohyalin-like
Exons: 6
Coding region: 10-2046 (678 amino acids)
Molecular function (GO): GTP binding
Source: RefSeq, a predicted model, not a curated record
ACAUUAUUUAUGAAGUUAACCAGAUAUCAUUGGUGCCCACAGUCCCUACAUGAGGGAGGCUUGAGUGACAGGAGAAAUCUGAUUGGUCCUGUUUGUUCUGUAUAUAGUGAUGUAGUCUACCACACAGAACUCACCUCUCUGUUUUACACCAUAGGAUCAGGAUCACGGUAUUUACAACAUGAGACCCAGGAGGGUAAGCUGAAGAGGGAGGCAUCAGCUGGUGAGCUUGAGUUGAAGAUGGAAAAUGAAUUAAAAGAGACAUUAAGACAGGAGAUGAUGAACCAACUAGAGGAGAGAGACAAACAGCUGGAAGAGAGAGACAAACAACUGGAGGGAAAAGAAAAUGAACUAAAAGAGAGGAGGCAGGAAGUAGAAGAGAAAGACAACCUACUAGAGGAGAGAGAGAAGCAGUUAAAGGAAAGAGACAAACAGGUGGAGGAUGUCAACAAUGAAAAUGCUGAACUGGCUCAGCAGAUAUGUGAUGUGAAGACUGAGGUAGAGAGACUGAGAAGAGAGAUCUCAGCCCAGAUGACUGAACCUGGAGAGACGUCAGAUACAGGUUCCAUACUCCCAGUCAGGAGGAGAGACAGCAAGGAGGAUCCUCCAGACAUGGGAGGAGAGACCUCAGAUACAGACCCCACACUUCCACUGAGGAGGAGAAACAGCAUGGAGUUUAAUCCUCCAUAUAUGGGAGGAGAGAGCAGCAGUCCAGACUCCCCAGUGUCUCCCAGUGUGUCUGAGCUGAGACUGGUGCUGCUGGGGAGGACUGGGGCUGGGAGGAGUGCAGCAGGAAACACCAUCCUGGGCAGAGAGGAGUUUGGGGCCCAGGCCAGCCCCUCUGCAGUGGCGCAGAGGAGUAAGAGGAGAGAGGGGGACGUGUGUGGGAGACGGCUGGUGCUGGUGGACACUCCCGACUGGUUCUGUCCUGGACUCUCUCUGGAGGAGAUGAGAAAGGAUGUGGGGCUCUGUGUCCGUAUGUCUGCCCCGGGACCCCACGCCUUCCUCCUGGUCAUACCAGUGGAGCCCUCUAAGGGGGAUGAGAGAGGGGUGCUGGAGAGAAUAGAGGAGAUGUUUGGGGAGGGUUGUUGGGAACACACUGUGAUUCUUUUCACCCAUGAUGAUGGCCUGAAAGAGCAGAGCAUUGAGGAGUUUCUCCAAGCAGGAAGUCAGGACCUCCAGCAGCUUGUAGAGAAAAGUGGGAGCAGGUACCACGUCCUCAACAUUAAGGACAGGGCCCAUAGCACUCAGGUAUCAGAGCUGCUGGAUCAGGUAGAGGAGAUGGUGGCAGGAAACAGAGAGAGAUUCUACAGCAGUCAGACCUACCAGGAGGCAGAGGACCAGGUUAGAGAGAUGGAGGGAAAGAUCCAGAGAGAGAGAGGAGAGAGGAAACAGAGGGAGGAGGGAGACUUGAGAGAGAGGCUUCAGAAGGAGUUGCAGGACUCUCUGAUAAAGAUAGAGGGAGUGAUCCAGGAACAUGAGGGAGAUAUCAGAACACUCAGUGAAAGAACCAGUGAACUGGAGAGACAGGUGAAAGAAGAGAGGGAUGAGGAGAAGAAAAAAGAGCUAGAGAAGGAGCUGAAGAGGGAGUCUGAUAGGAGGGAGGAGAUGGAGAGAAAGAUGGAGAGAUUUAGAGAGAAGACAGAGAAUGAGAGGAGGGAGAUGGAGGAGAGACACAGACAGGAGAUAGAGGAGAUGAGGGAGAACUAUGAAGGAGAGGCCAGAGUUGAAGCAGAGAAAAACCUGAUGAAGAUAGUCCUACCUGAGUUACAGAGGAACAUCAUGAUCUCAAAGACAAAGAUGCAAAGGGAGUUCAGCAGACAGAUGGAGGAGAAGAAUAGACAGAUGAAGGAGAAGAAUAGACAGAUGGAGGAGAAGGAUAGAGAGAUAAAGAGACUGAAACAGAACUCAGAGGAGGUAACCAGUGGGAUGAGCAGGCAACAUGUACAGCGAGAGACAAGAGGAAAUAGAGGAGGAGGAAGAGAAAGAAGAAGGAUGAGUUGGAUGAGACAGCUGUUUUGUGGAGGGGUUAGAGAGGAGACCAGAUAGAGACAACUGUUUUGUGUAGGGGUUAGAGAGGAGACCAGAUAGAGACAACUGUUUUGUUUUGGGGUUAGAGAGGAGACUAGUUAGUGAGACAACUGUUUUGUGUAGGGGUUAGAGAGGAGACCAGUUAGAGAGACAACUGUUUUGUGUAGGGGUUAGAGGGGAGACUAGUUAGAGAGAAUCCCACUGUAUUUUCCUCCACUGUGAGAGAAACAUAGGAGUGUUAUUAUUUUACCACAGUCACACUGUUGUUUUCUAUUUGCUGACCUUCAUCAAUCAAAGUUCAUCAGGAUACUGCUGUUGUUGUGAUGUUAUGUUUCAAGUUGAAACCUUAAACACAUCUCUACAGUUCUCGCUAGUAGACAGACAGGCAACGCUCUGCUCACAUAACAUUUGGUUCAGGGUUCAGAGGUCACAGUGAUGUAUUGAUGAGUGAUACAUGUGUUUAUUAUGGUCUGUUAGUUGAGCCCGAUACCCAGGGGGUAGUAAUCAGUGAUGUGGAUGUAGCUUCCAGUUACCACGGUGAUGUUUCAUAUUGAUGCUGGGAAUCUAUUCCAAUGGUACUCUGAUACCACAUGAGCAUACUACUACUACUACUACUACUGGUACCGCUACUACUACUACUACAACUACUGCUACUACUACUACUACUGCUACUGCUACUGCUACUGCUACUACUACUACUACUACUACUGCUACUACUACUACUGCUACUGCUACUACUACUACUACUGCUACUACUACUACUACUACUACUACUACUACUACUGGUGCUACUACAACUACUACUACUACUGCUACUACUACUACUACCUCUACUGCUACUACUACUACUACUGCUACUACUACUGGUGCUACUACUACUACUGGUGCUACUACUACUACUACUACUACUGGUGCUACUACUCCUACUGUUACUACUACUGUUAAUGCUACUACUACUACUACUACUACUACUACUACUGGUGCUUCUACAACUACUGCUGCUGCUACUACUACUACUGGUGCUACUACUCCUACUGUUACUACUACUACUACUACUGUUAAUGCUACUACUACUACUACUACAACUACUGGUGCUUCUACAACUACUGCUACUACUACUACUACUACUACUACUGGUGCUUCUACUACUACUACUACUACUACUACUACUACUGCUACGACUGCUACGACUGCUACGACUGCUACCACUGCUACUACUACUGAUACUGCUGCGACUACCGGUACUACUACUACUACUACUGGUACUACUGCUACUACUAGUAGUACUACUACUGGUACUACUAGUACUACUACUACUGCUGCUACUACCGGUACUACUGGUGCUACUGCUACUACUACCACCGGUACUACUACUACUGGUACAACUGCUGCUACUACUACUGCUACUACUACUACGGUACUAGUACUACUGGUACUACUGCUACUACUACUACUACUACCGGUACUACUACUACCGGUACAACUACUACUACUACUACUACUACUACUAUUGGAACUACUAAUACUACUGCUACUACUAUUGGAACUACUACUACUAACACUACUAACACUACUACUACUAGUACGACUAGUAAUACUAACAGUCAAGGACAGCAGUUUGAGAAGACCAGAGGAAGUGAUGGAUCAUCAGUCUGAAUGCAGAUGUCCAUAUGACUGAUAGGUGAGUAAUUAAAUAGACAUGCAGUAACCUUCUCUGACCACCAGAUGUCUCUGUUACACCACCAGAGGAUCAGGAGGAACCACGAGGACUAUAGGAGUAGCAGUUGUCCAUUCAGAUCCUGACUCCAAUACUUGAUUCCAACUCUUCUGAUUUGAUAUCCAAACAGACACACAGAGAAAUAUCAGUAUUAUGUUGCUUGUUUUACUAUAUAUAAACUGUUUUGUUGCUUUGUAUCACACAUGGUAUAUGUUACUUCAACAAUAUAGUAUUAAAUCAGUAUCCCUAAAUACUGUAGCGACCCGCACAGACAGCUGUGUGUUAUGUGUUAGGCUAGUAGGUGGUUGUGUUCGCGGGGUCCGACAUGUCAGUCAACCUGCUAUCUGCCAAUCACGGGAAUGCCUGGAAUGUUCUGAUGCCGGGCAUCCUGGUGGUUGGCGGAGUGGCGUGGAGGGGGGUUGGGCAGGGGGAUGUAGCAUUGGAAGUUAAGACCAGGUUUUGCCUUUGUUCUCCCUCUUACGUCUGGGCUUCACAAGAGAAGGUCACGAUUGGCUUGUGGGCUAUCUUUCAUUUAUUUGGCGUGGGCUACGGCCAAACAGUAGCCUGUGUAAAGUUGGUUUAAUAAACCGUCCAUUCGUAAACUCAA